UUAGCAAUGGACAAGAUAAGCAGCGAGACUGCCAUGGACGACCUGCCAACUGUACAUGCUGGGGACGAGACAAGCUGCAGUGACACAUUAGGCACCGGUAGGCAGCUGAACAACGAAGGGGACAUUCCAUGCGAGGAAAAGUACGGGGUAGAAUCCGACCAUCCUCCCGCAGAGGGUCGAACAGAGCAUACAGCCAGACUUGCCCCUAAACGUACUGUGGAUAAACGCUUUGCUUGUACGGUAUGUGGCUAUAUGGCAGCCUCAAAGGCUUACCUACGAAAACACACAAGAACACAUACUGGUGAAAAACCAUAUAAAUGUGACCAGUGUGACUAUGCUGCUGCACGUAAAGGGUCUUUAGACAAACACAUGGCCAAUCACACUGGCAACUGGCCAUACAUGUGUGGGCAGUGCGGAUACAAGACGACUGAGAGGUGUCGCCUAACCCAACAUAUCAGAUUGCAUACCGGUGAGAAACCUUACAAAUGUGACCAGUGUGACUUUUCUUAUGCGAAUAAAGAUUCUUUAGACCGGCACCUUCUUACACAUAGUGGAGAAAAGCCAUUUCUAUGUGGACAGUGCGAAUACAGGACUACAAACAGGUAUUACCUAUCCGACCAUAUGAGGAUACAUUCAAGUGAAAAGCGCUACAAAUGUGACCAAUGCGACUAUUCUGCUGCACAGAAAGGUACUUUAGACCGACACAUGCUUAGACACACCGGUGAAAAACCCUACAUCUGUGGAGAGUGCGGAUUCAAGACGCCUGACAGGUUUUCCUUAACCAGACAUAUGAGAAGACAUUCAGGUGUGAAACCUUAUAAGUGUGACCAGUGCGAUUAUUCUGCUGCACAGAAAUUUGCCUUGGAUAGACACAUGGCUAAACACACUGGAGAAAAACCAUUUAUAUGUGGGAAGUGUGGAUACAAGACCAAUGUCAUAUCUAGCUUAACCAUACAUAUGAAAAAACAUACAGAUGUGUACAACUUCAUGUGUGGAGAGUGCGAGUACAGGACGGCUCACAAGUCUUCUUUAACCGCACAUAUGAGAACACAUACUGGCGUGAAACCUUAUAAGUGUGACCAGUGUGACUAUUCUGCUGCAAAGAAAUUUGCCUUGGAUAGACACAUGGCUAAACACACUGGAGAAAAACCCUUCUUUUGUGGAGUGUGCGGAUACAGAACUGCAGACAAGAUUGACCUAUCUCAACAUGUGAUCAAACAUACAGGUGAAAAACCAUAUGAGUGUGACCAAUGCGACUUUUCUACUACAACGAAAAAGUAUCUAAACAAGCACUUGGCCAAACACACGUCUAAACAAAACACACUUCUUAAUGAUAUAGUUGAUAGUUGCAAAUCAUAAUUUAUCCAGACACAGACACAAAGUACUGAUGGAGACUAAAAGCAAAAUAUGCUCAGUGAAACUAUUCUGCUUCAUGGAAAGUAGUUCAGACUUACACACGGUUAAGCAAGUCUGUGAGCAACUCUACAUGUGUUGUAGAUGCUAACCCUAGACUUUGAUAGCUCCUCUGGCAAACAUAGAUACUAGUAAUAAGAAAUUUAUUGCACGACAAUUGUACACGAUACAAUGUAUGGCAACACCUAUUACACAAAGUACAAAGUAGAGGUAUAGGAUAAAGCUUAACAACCAAGUUAACAUAACAAUUAGGGCUAAAAUAAUUCUUUGGUAUAGUAUUACAGCGGAGUAGGCUAAUCAUUAGUUUUGGUAUUCUUUCUAAUAGCAGAGCAGUCCUUGAUAUAUUUGCCUAUUUUUGACGUAUAAAAAUAUAUUCAAAUCUGUUUGUAACAUCAUUACAUGACUCAAUCAGAGCACAUGAAGCUGUAUUAUAUACCAUUUAUUGCUAUACAUGCGAGUUGAUACACUUCAGUGAAUUGUAGUUAAUAAUUUUAUAAACUUAAAUAUUUGCCAUUUUAACUUAACACUUGAUUUACUUUUAUUUGCUGAUAAUCAUUUUUUUCAAAUGCAUCGAAACGUUUGUGUAUGGAAUUUAUUUGAUGCAUUAUCAUGAAAAUAUGAUGAUUUACAUCAUGUUGAAGAGAAAAUCAAUUGUCCUUGGUUAUUGUUCGAAGCAUUAGAUGUGUAUUUACAUGUACACUGUAUUAUAAUUUGCACCUAUGCAUAACUGAUUAAUUUCUGUAAUAAGAUUUUCUUUUAAUCCUGUUAUUUGAGAUAUCAUUUGAUUGUAUUCGUUGGCUACAUACUAUAACUAAUUUUAGAUUUUAUGGAGCAGUAGUGCCUACCGUAAGCAUUGAAUGUUUGUUCCUUUCUCCAACACGUUUCUUGGUUUUUUACAACUUAUGUUAUUUAUUGUUUUCGUGCAAAUAAAUUGAUAAAUGAAUAAACUUUUCUCGACUUCAGUUAUCCAA
Molecule: messenger RNA, 2384 nt
Organism: Branchiostoma floridae (Florida lancelet)
Lineage: Eukaryota; Metazoa; Chordata; Leptocardii; Amphioxiformes; Branchiostomatidae
Product: zinc finger protein 501-like
Exons: 2
Coding region: 7-1359 (450 amino acids)
Biological process (GO): regulation of transcription by RNA polymerase II
Cellular component (GO): nucleus
Molecular function (GO): RNA polymerase II transcription regulatory region sequence-specific DNA binding; DNA-binding transcription factor activity, RNA polymerase II-specific
Source: RefSeq, a predicted model, not a curated record